This is a messenger RNA of Microthlaspi erraticum, 531 nucleotides long. NCBI's taxonomy places the organism in Eukaryota, Viridiplantae, Streptophyta, Magnoliopsida, Brassicales, Brassicaceae. The record is from the annotation of a GenBank genome assembly.
AUGAUGAAGUCCACAACAUUAGUUUUCGUUGCGCUCGUGACUAUCUUCCAAUUGUCUCCGACUAUGAUCAAUGCAUGCGACAUGAAAGAUAUGCAGCCAUGCCUCUUACCGAUCAUCGGUGGAAUCCCACCGACUCCAAACUGCUGCGCCAAACUGGAGAGGAGGAGGAAGAUGGAAGAAGCGAUAAGAGCAGCAACACAACAAGUGUCUGAAGAAUUCAAAACUCUCGUUAAGGCUGAAGAUCUUAAUUCUCUCAAACAUCUGCAGCACCUCAUAUUGGGGAGGUUACAGGAUAGCAAUGCAGUUCUCUCCCAUUACAACGAAUUCGCAGAGAAUUGCUUCACCGACGUGUCAUCGGAGUUCACUAGAAACACUCGUCUUUUGAAAUCGAUGAAAGCAGACCUCGAUUACAUUUUCUUGAAACUAAGGAGCAUCAAAGGUAAGAUUCUGGCUACGUAUCCAGACGCAUUUCCAGAUGAAUCUACUAGCGAUGCUUUUGAUCGAAGACCUGACCUUGAGCUGCCUCAGUAA